UAUCUGCUCGAGGAAAGGAAAAACGUUCCUCGAGCUUAUCGUCAUGAAAAACGUUGACAGUUUCUAUCGUUGAUCACAGAUGGCGGUACCGUGUCGUGUUUUCACGAGUGUCUCGUGAGAGAGGUUAUGUAUAUCCCUGUUCACGAAGUGUUUGCUUCAAGAAAUUGUUUGAAAGAAUGCCCAACGAACAUGGACACGACGAAAAGAGUAAGAAAAGGAAAAAGAAACGAUCUCACGCCCAAAUGGCGAAAAAGUUUGCCCGGCAAAGAAACCACGGAUCGGACGUUGACGCCGAAACUUAUCAAUACAUGGUACGCAUCUUCGACUUGAUGAAGGGCGAUUUCCCCACUGCCGAGGAGAAACUGAUCUUCGCGAAUAACGUGUACGAGCAAACGAUAGGCCACGAGCUGGACUACGCUCGGAAUCAGCUCGGAUCGAGGAUACUGGAUUCGCUUUUAAAAUACGCGAACUUGGAAACGAUUCAGAGGUUAGUCGACGCUUUAUCCGGUUCCAACUUGAGACCGCUCAGCAGCGACAGAUUCGCCAGUCACGUACUGCAAAAAAUCGUAGUUGUCUGUGCCGGAAGAGGAAACAAGGCCGAGGAAUCCAACACGGAAGAAAGUUCGGACGCGAGCGUGAAAGUCGAAGAAUCGGAAAUCGCCUCUUACAACGACAUCGUACUGAAAUUGUGCAGGUACUUCUUGAACAACAUAGAAGAAUUCGUGUUCGAUACGUACGCGAAUCAUCUCCUGAGGACCGCCAUCGAGUGUCUUAGCGGACUGAUCGACAAGUCGGAGGACAACAAUAAAAAGAAAUUGACGUUCGGCGAAAGACGACCCGUUGUGCAACAAUAUAAGGAUCUGUUGUCGCAGACGUGCAAUAGAUUACUCGAGUGGCCUCGAUUGCUCGAGUUCGGACAGGACGAGCUCACGUCCGGAUUGUUGCAGAGCGUUCUGUACUCCUUGAAGGACGUGCACCCCGAAAUAUUAGAAAAGUUCGUCCAGAAAAUAACGCAGAAAUGCUUCCAACCCGGCGAAGGGUCGCGAAUAUUCGACGCGGAAUGUUCCACCAGGUUAUUAGAGGUCUGCGUAGCCGUGGCGGAACCAAAAUCGCUGUACAAAAUUUACGAAGACUACUUCCGGGGUAAGUUGAAGGCGUUAUCGAUCGCGCACAAUACGAACUUCAGCGUACAAAGGUUGAUGGAUCAUUGUGCCGUGAAGGAAGACUUCGAAAAUAUCUUCGAGGAGGUUUCAGCGUGUUUCCCAGAAAUUCUCAAGUCGGGGUACACCGGGGUGCUGGUAAGCGCGGGAAACGCGUGUUUGAGGUUACGAACGAAACAAGGCGCGUUCGUGACGGAACUUUUAAAAGCGCUCGGUUGCGAGACGAACGAAAAGCAACGGGAUAUCGUGACUUGCCUGGCUAGUUUGAAAUCGUUGGAACAGCUGGAGAGCUUACGGAAGGCGGAUAAUUCCCAUCCGGUUAUCUGUUUACACGGCAGCCUGAUUAUCCAAGCCAUUUUGAAAUUCAACAAACCUAUCAAAAUCGUAAACUCGUUGUUGGAAAUGAACGAGGAGGAACUGGUGCGCAUACUCGAAGAUCCGAAAGGAAGUCGCAUCGUCGAUGCCUUCAUGGACAGCGAGUACAUAGGCGAGAAGAGCAGAGAGAAAUUCGCGAAAAAGUUCCGAGGGUACUGGGCUCAAAUGGCUUCCAGCACCCACGGUUCCAGGUGUUUGGACAAAAUGUGGCAGUGGGCGCGUAUAAAUCAGAGAACUUUGAUCAUGGAGGAGUUGGCAGCCGUCGGAGAAUCGUUGCGCUCCACGAAAUCUGGACAAAUAAUCUCGAACAAACUGAACGUGCCCUUAUUUGCUAGGAACAAGAAAGACUGGAUGGAAACUCUGGGAAAAGAAGAGAAAACGAAAGCUCUUUUCGCGAGUAUAAUAGGGGAAUCGAAGAAAAAGAAAUAACGCGUUUCUGUAGGUGGAACGCGCGGGUUUCACGAUAUUUGUUAAAUAAAGCCAGGAAGGGAGAGGCAAUGUAUGCUUGUUCCGUUAGCCUUAUCACAUAGAAUAGUUAUGUAUUUCGUAAAUUCAUAAAUACAAUUUAUAGAAUCCAUCA
Megachile rotundata (alfalfa leafcutting bee) is the source of this 2115-nucleotide messenger RNA. RefSeq names its product nucleolar protein 9. Gene Ontology annotation, biological process: endonucleolytic cleavage in 5'-ETS of tricistronic rRNA transcript (SSU-rRNA, 5.8S rRNA, LSU-rRNA); endonucleolytic cleavage to generate mature 5'-end of SSU-rRNA from (SSU-rRNA, 5.8S rRNA, LSU-rRNA); endonucleolytic cleavage in ITS1 to separate SSU-rRNA from 5.8S rRNA and LSU-rRNA from tricistronic rRNA transcript (SSU-rRNA, 5.8S rRNA, LSU-rRNA). Gene Ontology annotation, molecular function: RNA binding. Gene Ontology annotation, cellular component: nucleolus; 90S preribosome; preribosome, small subunit precursor. The record is from RefSeq and is a predicted model, not a curated record. Lineage: Eukaryota; Metazoa; Arthropoda; Insecta; Hymenoptera; Megachilidae.